GCUCAUUCGCUGUAGGACAAAAGGUUAUAUAAUGUAUCACAUGACAGCACGGCGCUGCUGGAUUCCUGAUUCUCGGGUCAGGAAACGUGUUUAUAUAGUAACAGGUAAUUUACAGGAACUUGUACAGCGGAGAAUCGACGUGGACAGACGAGGAAACGUCUGUACUUGUUGAUAUGGUGAACUUUGUCUGGUUGAAGCGGCGUUUAUGGAAGGAGUCUCCGGUGUCAGCGCUUUUGUAAAAGUCCGAGGUUGUGCUGUGCGUGUUUCGCUGCGGGACAGUCUUCUUCACGUCUUUAUGCUGGUACCGUUGGUUCUGACUGGAGGUCCACAAUGGCUGAUGAAUGUGACGGGGGUCAGCGCGGAGGACUCCAGCAGUAACUGUGUGGUUUACAGUAAAGGAGGACAUGUGUGGUGCUCGACCACGAGAAGCAUUAUCGAGGGAGAAGAACUCACAGUGUGCGUGGUGGACGUAACCUCAAGACUCUCAUCCAUCCAGCUCCUACCUCAACAAGCCUCCAUGGCGUCCGUUCUCCCUAAUGCUAUCAUCAACAAAGACAUUUUCCCCUGUAAGACGUGUGGGAUCUGGUUCAGGAGUGAAAGGAACCUCCAAGCUCACCUCAUGUACUACUGCAGUGGACGGCCGAGGGAAACUGAGCUGGCUUCAGAGAAACAGACCAACACCAGCCAUCAGAUGUCCCGUACCUGCACUUACCCACAAUGCAAUAUGAGCUUCCUGGGUCCACAGGCUCUAAAAAUGCACUUGUCCACACAUUCUGCUUUCAAGACUGCGGAGACAUCUCCUGGAAGCAGUUUGAAAUGCACGAUUUGUGACUACACGGCUGACACGCUGAUGGUCCUGCAGCCCCACAUCCUCACUCACCUGUCUCAAACAGGAGUCCGGUGCAGUCAGUGCCACUUCACCUUCCAAACGCCUCGGGAGCUAUCAAAACACCAAGAGCUGCACAGACACGGCGGUCUGGAUAGCAAGUCGACUACUAAAGAGAACCAGUCUGAUCACUCAGAGUCCCUCGGUGUUACAAGUCCGACGGAUAAUAAACGCAUCGUAGACAGUCCGGUUCAUCAGAGCGCAGAGAACAGCGAACAAGCGCAAGGCGCUAGCAAGGCUGAAGCUGGGUCUGGAAUCAAAGCUGGUUUAUCACACAGUAAAGUAAAAUCAGAGCCCUCCAGCCCUCGUUUGGCUUCUUCUCCAAUCCAGAAUCAUAUGACCCCAGCAUUUCCUGUGCCACCCUUCCUGCCUCACGUGCCAUUCUCGCAGGAUAUACCCGCAGUCCCACAGGCUUCUGAAAUACUGGCUAAAAUGUCCGAGCUGGUCCAUCGCAGGCUACGUCACGGAGGCACCAAUUUCCCCCCAGUGAUGUACGGCACACUGGUUCCAAAAGGAGCAACGUGCUUCGAGUGCAACAUCACAUUCAGCAACCUUGAUAAUUAUUUAGUGCACAAGAAGCAUUACUGUAACGGUCGCUGGCAGCACAUGAGCAAGUCUCAUGAUUACAGCAUUUUGGACAAAGCCGCAGUGAGCCCUAAAACUGGGGGUGGUUUAGCUAGCAUGCUGAAUGCUGGCCAUCCGUUUGAGGUCAAAGGUCAUAAUGCCACUCAGUUCAGUACUUCUCGAACCGAGCCUUUCAGUACAGGAGGGAAAGCACCGGAGGAAUUUCCAGUUUGCGGCAAAAAAGCGUCGACCCCGUGCGACGCCGCGGAGGAAAGACCGAACAGCAUCCUGUUAGACUCGAAGAGUCCGAAAAUGUCAGAGAGUGAGCUGGACAACAAUCAGACGACGUGUGAGGCGUGCAAGAUCACGUUCGGCCGACAUGAGAACUACAUGGUGCACAAGCAGUACUAUUGCGCCACCCGUCAUGAUCCGCCCGCGAAACGAGCAGCGAACAACAAACACAUUCAGAAGUCGUUUCGGACCCGAAAGAGAAGAAAGAUGUCAAGUCCGGAUCCAGCGGUGUCUCAGUCCUAUCCUAUCAAUAGUUCCUACAUGUCCCAGGAUAUCACAGUAGAGAGUUUCAAGGAUGUGCUUCAUCAGCGGUACGGCAUGAUCCAGGGUUUGGUUCCGAAGCAUCCUGAACCUUCUUUGACAGUCACAAAAUCAGCUCUCGUAUCAAAGUGUAAUGCGAUAGCCGAAGAGGAAGGUGAUGCACCGAUAGAUCUGAGUAAAAAAUGCACGUUGCAGUUUGGUAAAGUUUCAGGACUCAUGGACUAUCACGAAUGCGCGAUGUGUAAAAUUAGCUUCAACAAAGUUGAAGACUACUUGAGCCACAAGCAGAACUUCUGCCCAGGUGCAGUCUUGGAGAACAAUGCUCCAAGCAUAAAGGAAGAAGGUUCUAGAAACGGAAAUGCCCCUGAUAGUUUCAAUACUUCUGCGUCUGCUGAAAAGCAACCGUCCGUAAACGAUGAACACAGCACGAUGGAUUCCGAUAACUAUCCGGGUGGUGUUAAGAAAAUCAGACCAGAUGAGCAGAUCUGGCCGUACUACGAGAUUAAACCCGCUGACUACGCCACAGGGAUUUUCGUUCCACAGAGCGAGAGGAGGCAAAGCCCAAACGAGGGCACCGAAGGCGAAAAAGAGCAACCGAUGCCGGACGGUAGCCAUGUUGGCUCGGAAAAUAUGGGGAACCCAAAAAUAAAGUCUUUCGACUCCGGUGUCCAGGGUGACGACAAGCAAGGAAACGAUUCUUGUAGCACUUCAUCCCCAAACGUCCACUACGCGGCUUGUACCCCAGAUCAAGAGGGUGCCAUAAACCCCAAAGAGAGCGUCUCUUCUUCGCCAGCCUCCAACGUGGAGGAGAUCUCGAGCUUGAAAAGGAGUACGAACGGAUCGAUCUCGGCAGCGGUUAACGGCAAAUACUGCCGUCCCUGCGACAUCCAGUUCAACAACCUGUCGAACUUUAUAACACACAAAAAGUUUUACUGCUCGGCACACACUACUGAGCACGUGAAAUGAGACCUGGAUACUGUGUCUCGGCCGUUUAUAUGAGAGCAAGAGGACAAUCAAAUCAGGAGAUUUUAUCUUCCAGUGGUUUAAUAGUGAAUAUAUUUGUCGUGUGUGGUAUUUUUGGCUGUUUGUGACGUAUUUAUUUAUGUAUUUAUUUAUUUAAAAUGAAGAAAGAAAAAAAACAACCAACAACAACAUCGUAAGCACUGAACUAAACCCGGCUUUACACUGUACAGUAUUUUGGCUGAUUUUGCUGUCGUGCGUUUCCAUUGGUUGUAAGUCUUCGAGCACGUAACAUGACACGGUCUUUGUCAUUGAGACCAAUUCUUUACCUUUCCAGCAUCUUCUGCAUAUUUGAGUCCUUUCCAACAGCGCUUAUAUGAUGUCUUUCCACACCGAGGACGACCGAGGGACUCGACUGAGGGACUCGACACGACUAUUACAAAAGGCUCGAACGUUCACUGAUGCUCGAGAAGGCGACACGAUACGUUAACAGCCAGGGGGGUGUAAACUUUUGAACAGGAUGAUUGGUGUGAAUUGUUAUUUUGUUUAAAGAUCUUUUUCAUUUAGUACCGCCCUUCAGACGCUAAAUAAUAGAGUUACAUGUCUCCCAGAUGACAAAAUAAUAACACUGAUCAUCCUGUUCAAAAGUUUACACCCCCCUGGCUCUUAAUGUGACCUUAUUGUUCAUUUACUGGAUCACCGGGUCCGGAUCACGCUGAACGAUGACGUAGGCAGAACGUAGUAAUGUUCUUGAAUCACAGCUCUGCCAUUAUAGGAUCUUCAUCGUAUAAUCGUACAUGGCGAACACAGCCUGUUAUAGAAUUCUCGUGUGGUGCGACAAGUGGUGUUCUUAAACGAGACGGCCGAUUGUGUGCAGUGUAAAACCGGCUUUCUACGGAUUCUUAAACAGUCAUGUUGACAACAGCGCAAAACUCGCAGCAAGGCUACUGAUUUAGCCUUAGCCUGAUUUAGUUUGUGAAUUUGAUCCAAAAGGCAGAAAAUUAAGCGUUACGGACAUUUUCGCAACAAAUGCAGGCAUAAUUAUUAACCUUCAAUAGAUUCUAGUUUGUCUUUGAUGUUUUUACAGUUAUUUACACUUCAGUAUGUUCAUUUCCUUAGGGCUAUGUUUUGCAUACGCGGGGAAAAAAAGUACUUGUACGUGUGUUUGCUAGUUCUUUGUUCUCUCUUUUUGACACUUGGAUCCUAAUGCAAUACUUUUUAGAAAACAGAUUGUUAGCAGUAUUAUAAGACAAGGACUGUUUUUUCGUUGUUGUUGUUGUUGUUACUCAGACCCCCCAGGAAUCGUCUGUUGAAGCGUUUCCUCGUCUUGCUGAAGAUGACGGAAAUAGGAUUUACACUUGAAACAUUGGACUGAAUUUCAUCUUUUCAUCUUGACUAUAGGAAAAUAAUGUCGUCAAAAAAAAAAACAAACAAAAAAAAGUGUUACUAUGCAUGUACCUGUAACGGAAUGUAAUUCCACAUGUUUGAUCUUCUGAUUUUGUGGCAUCUCAAUUAAAUUUCUAAUCUCAGGACUGGGAAUAUGCAUAAAGCUGUUUUUUAUUAUUAUUAUUUUUUUUAUUUUUUUUUAUGUCUGUUUGAUAUUAAGUUAUGUUUAUAUUAAGACACUAGCUCCCCCUGGUGGUUCUC
Molecule: messenger RNA, 4609 nt
Organism: Ictalurus punctatus (channel catfish)
Lineage: Eukaryota; Metazoa; Chordata; Actinopteri; Siluriformes; Ictaluridae
Gene: zfpm2b
Product: zinc finger protein, FOG family member 2b
Exons: 5
Coding region: 206-2968 (920 amino acids)
Biological process (GO): heart development; negative regulation of transcription by RNA polymerase II; positive regulation of transcription by RNA polymerase II
Cellular component (GO): nucleus
Molecular function (GO): RNA polymerase II-specific DNA-binding transcription factor binding
Source: RefSeq, a predicted model, not a curated record